Messenger RNA from Vitis vinifera (wine grape), 543 nucleotides. RefSeq lists its product as uncharacterized. The transcript is spliced from 2 exons. The coding region runs from base 1 to 543 and encodes 180 amino acids. The record is from RefSeq and is a predicted model, not a curated record. Lineage: Eukaryota; Viridiplantae; Streptophyta; Magnoliopsida; Vitales; Vitaceae.
AUGACGAGACUAAGAGAAGAAAACGCGGUGUUACACAUCCAAGUUUCGUCCUCGAGGCCUCCUCAUGACCAAUGCCCAAGAGGCCAGGGGGCGAACUCUAGGCCUGAUCUAGAAUCGACUGAUCCUUCCAUCACAAAAGCAUCCACUUGCAAUACUAUUGAGGAGAGCCAGGAAGAGGGCCAGGAGUGGACGGAAGUCAUAGCAGGAUACCUCCGAACAGGAUCUCUACCUGAUGAACCCAAGCAAACGCACAAGAUCCGGGUACAAGCUGCCCGUUUCGCUCUGAUCGGGGAGCACCUUUACAAACGAUCUUUUACAGGCCCCUACCUCAGGUGCCUAGACUGCUUAGAGGCUCAAUACAUAUUAGCUGAGUUACAUGAGGGUGUAUGCGACAAUCACCUCGGAGGACGAUCUUUGGCGCAUCGAGCACACUCGCAGGGCUACUAUUGGCCCACUAUUAAGAGAGACGUGACGACUUAUGUCAAGAAGUGUGACAAAUGCCAAAGGCAUGCCCCAUACCGCAUGCGCCUUCUGAAACGUUGA